Molecule: messenger RNA, 2295 nt
Organism: Phytophthora sojae
Lineage: Eukaryota; Oomycota; Peronosporomycetes; Peronosporales; Peronosporaceae
Exons: 4
Coding region: 1-2295 (764 amino acids)
Biological process (GO): cilium movement; outer dynein arm assembly
Cellular component (GO): cilium
Source: RefSeq, a predicted model, not a curated record
AUGACUAGCGAGUUCACUGACAUUUCAGGGAACACACCCUUGCGAGGCAAUGAAAGGCAACCGAAGAAACGUGGAGGGCUAUCUGGAAGAAUGCGGCUACUCCCACUAGCAGAUACAUCGGCUCAAGGAGCUUACGAAAUGUUUUCAAGUAAUAACCCCUCUAACGGAGGAAAAAGCGGUCUGGUGACACAGAAACUUAAGAAGAUCACACAUAAGCGCGAGUUGGUUGAAGCUGUUCGAAAAGCUACCACGCCCAUGAUGCUUCCUGGCCGCGAUUCUCCCUUAUCUAGCUCAGUUCGAGGUUUGCAUGAGGGAAGCGGUGGCAGCGGAGGACCUGAGACGGAUUCCAGUCAGCGUGACAUUGAAUGUUUGGAAGAUGGCGUCCAUCUGAAUGCUCGUAAAUUCAACGAACUCAAGCUCAUGGCUGAACGGAGGCAGCGCGAGCUUAACGGUUUAUUGGAUGAGCUACGCGUGUUGCAGUUAGAAAACGACACGCUUAGCCGCAUACAGAACCAAGAUACCCCGAUAUCCAAGAAAAACAUACAGAUCAAGCAACAGAUUACACAAUGCACAGCUAGCAUGGAGGAGCAAAUGCAUCUUCGGCGGCAGCUCGAGCACAUGAUUCGACGAUUACAAACCACGCAGUUGCGAGUGGAUGCACAGCUCACGGGUAUGGCCGCAGCGGUGGAUAGUAGCGAACGCGAAGUCGAAGAGGUGAAAAUGCUUUGCAGACAACUCGAGGUCGGUAAGAGCCGCGCAGUGCAGUUCCUUCAGGAGGUUCAGUUGCAACUGCAGAUGGAACGGAAAGCUAGAGCGCGUGAGCUUGGAGACCACGAGGUUCGCGCUAGAAACUCGCAAAAGAUGGAGGCUUGGCGGCUCCAGCGCGCUCAUGAGCGCGCGGAAAUGGUGGCAGAAAUGCGUGGAGACUUGUCAGCUGAGGAGGAAGCUCGCCUGGUGCGUAGCAUCGAGAACCGCGAGCGUGCCAGCGAGGCCUUGCACGCAGCAAACCUAGUCAAGUCGCAAAAGAAUGCCGACUUUGAAGCGGUACUUGCCGAGCUCAAGCUUGCGAUGGGGGCCUCAACUCUGCGCGAAGUUGUUGAAAAAAUUGCCGCUCAAGCUGCCACCAGUGUCUCCUUGGACAAGGAGAAAACACACGCAGAAGAGCGACUGAUUACUGUACGACAGGAGAAGGAGCAGGUACUGCAGGAGUUGAACGAGCUCAAGGCUUCGGGCAUUGGGGGUAUCGAGCUCAAUCGCGAAGUUUACAACACUUUGGAGAGCGAAAUCCAGCAAGCGAAGGCCACGCUCAAGGUGAACAAGUCGGCCUACGAACGGCUGGAUGGCGUCAUGUCAGCAGUGCGACAAGGAUCGUUUGGCUUGGCACGGCGGCUACAGGCUUUCGACGACGUGCUCGAAACUGGUAUGGGGGACAACAGCUCUGGAGCUGGCGGUGCUGCGGGUGCAACCGGAAGCGGAGCUGGGGCUGGUGGCAACGGCAUGACGCCGACCAGUUCCAUGAUGUCCCUGAUGUCGGGCGGUGAACACGCUGGGUACCUCGUUACGGCCGAGCUCAAGCUCACGAAAAUCCUCGAAAUUGUGGGUCAGUCGAAUUCGUCCGUCAACAGCUUCGGUGGGUAUGACGGGGCUGGUGGUGACGGUAACGCUGGCGCUGGUGAUGAAAAUUCGCAAGGAAACAACCCCGAGGACGGUGGCAACAACGCCCACCUGGAAAUGCUGGAAGACGGUCACACGAUGUGGUCGCCAACCACAAAUAAUGACCCGCGGCUGCACGAAAACAACAUUCGUGUCCGCCCAUCAACGCGGGGGCUGCCUUCCGCUUCACUCAUGGCAGCUCGGAUCGGCAUCACAAUUGCCGAUAGCGACGACGAGCCAGAUUCCGCACGCUCUGAAGUCUCAGCGACCGGAUCGGAGAUCGACGGUGAGCGCAUGAGCGCACUGGUCCCCUCGCGUGAUAUCCUCAAAAUGAGCAGCUCGCGACACUUUGCCGAAGUCAUGCGCAAGAAAGAGUUGGCGGAGAAGCAAAAGGUGGCGGCUGAGAAGGGCAUUUCGGACGAGGAGAUGAUGGCUAAGCUGCGGAAGCGCAACCAGCUCGAAGCCGACGCCCGCCUCGCAACAUCACCAACACGUCACGGAGCCGAGCUUUUCUUCGCCAAAGCCGCCGCAGUGGCGAAGGACGCCAACGGAGGCGAGGUGUCCAGCUCACUUAGCGGCCCGGUACUCAACCCCAGUCAGUCCUUAGCUUACGUGACACAACUACACUUUAACGAUCUCUAG